AUGGAUGUGUCUGUAAAGGCUCGGCUGGUCACUUUAUACGCCACGAUAAACCCGCUGUUGUACUUAAUGAGCGGCGUUCACCAGCCCCCCUCGCUGCUAAGUCGCGGCGCAGCAGCCCACGCUCAUAAGCCGGAGAGCCGUCGCAGCCCCCUGCCCGAGGUCCUGCCCGACGGCCCGGGCUCGGCAGCCCCCACGGGGAAGAGCACCGGCGGCGGUGGUCCCGGUCCCGGCCCAGCCGGUGGGCGCCCACACUAUGUCAUGCAAGUGUCGGCCAAGGACGGGCAGCUGCUCUCCACCGUGGUGCGGACACUGGCCACGCACAGCAGCCCCUUCAACGACAGGCCGAUGUGCAGGAUCUGCCACGAGGGCAGCAGCCAGGAGGACCUGCUUUCUCCAUGCGAAUGUACGGGGACCCUGGGGACGAUUCACCGCAGCUGCCUGGAGCACUGGCUGUCCUCUUCGAACACCAGCUACUGUGAACUCUGCCACUUCAGGUUUGCAGUAGAGCGCAAACCCAGGCCCUUGGUGGAGUGGCUGAGGAACCCAGGCCCCCAGCACGAGAAACGGACUCUCUUUGGAGACAUGGUGUGCUUCUUGUUCAUCACGCCGCUGGCGACCAUCUCCGGCUGGCUGUGUCUGCGGGGAGCAGUGGACCACCUGCACUUUAGUAGUAGGCUAGAAGCCGUUGGCCUCAUUGCACUCACUGUCGCACUCUUCACUAUUUACCUCUUUUGGACCCUAGUGUCGUUUCGGUAUCACUGCAGGCUCUACAACGAAUGGCGCCGCACCAACCAGCGGGUGAUCCUGCUGAUCCCCAAGCCGGCCGCCGUCGCCUCCGCUCAGCAGUCGCUGCUGGGCCUGCAGCCCGUCAAGAGGAACUCCAAGGAGACAAUCGUCUGAUCGGGGCCGUCCUGCAGCGGGGCCGCGCACUAAAUAGGUUUCCUCGAGCCCAUGGGGGUCUGACAGCACCCAGGAGCGUGCUGUUCCGAUUUACAGACUCUUUGCAGAGGUGUGUGUGUGGGGGGAAAUAAUUAAAAAAAAAAAAAAAAUCACUGUUCUAAUUCAAAUCAUGGAUGCUGCAAUCAUAUGAUAUUUGCUAAGCUGCCAAACAUGUUUAUUUAGCAGAUACUGUAUGGAAUUCUACAAACUCAUGUCAAUACUUGCAUCACCGAGCGAUGCAGACUUUUUUAUUAUUGUUUAAAAAUAUUAAAACUAUGGUAAUUAACAAUGCAAAACAGAUGUAAAAAGUGCUUUUUGUUUAUCAUUUACUGCUACUACAGUAUUAUUUUCUUUGGAAAGCAGCCAGCGCU
Messenger RNA from Struthio camelus australis, 1310 nucleotides. Lineage: Eukaryota; Metazoa; Chordata; Aves; Struthioniformes; Struthionidae. The record is from RefSeq and is a predicted model, not a curated record.